Messenger RNA from Selaginella moellendorffii, 708 nucleotides. Its product is annotated as double-stranded RNA-binding protein 8-like. Gene Ontology annotation, molecular function: double-stranded RNA binding. The transcript has 3 exons. The coding region runs from base 28 to 609 and encodes 193 amino acids. NCBI's taxonomy places the organism in Eukaryota, Viridiplantae, Streptophyta, Lycopodiopsida, Selaginellales, Selaginellaceae. The record is from RefSeq and is a predicted model, not a curated record.
UAGGGUUUAAGUUAGGGUUCUUCCAAAAUGUACAAGAGCCAGCUCCAAGAAUUCGCGCAGAAAUCGGGCUGGACGGUGCCGCAGUACGAUUCCAUCAAGCAAGGCCUGCCCCAUCUUCCGCGAUUCCAAGCUUCGGUCGAGGUGAAUGGCGUCAAGUACGAGUCCGAGGAUGGAUUUCCCAAUCUCAAGGCCGCCGAGCACAGCGCCGCCAAGAAGGCGCUGGAUUCGCUUAUUGGCGGCGCCAAUGGCGCUUCCACCGAUGCCUCUGGCUCCUCCAUGACCGGGCUUUGCAAGAAUGUGCUCCAAGAGUACGCGCAAAGGAAUGGCUUCUCUCUUCCAAUCUACCAAAUUGAGAUCACUGGGCCGAGCCACAAUUCAGUGUUUGCAGCGACUGUGGAGAUCGGUGGAGUUUUGUACAAGGGUGGUACUGCCAAGAGCAAGAAAGAGGCCGAGGUGAAAGCCGCAAGAACAGCGAUUCUUGCGAUCAAAGAACUUGCAGAGGCCGCUCCUUCAGACGAUUACGUUCCACCACAGUCUGGAAAAAAGCGAGUGAGAGCUGCCAAGAACAAGAUCGAGAAAGAAUCACCACGACGCAAACCACGGGUGUGAGAGAUCUCGAGGCAGCAAAGCUGGUAACUCAAACCUCUAUUUUGUGUCUUUGUAUUUGUAGCGAUUACCUCAAUGAAGCACUGGAACUAUUCGUGUUUA